This is a messenger RNA of Aaosphaeria arxii CBS 175.79, 4376 nucleotides long. Its product is annotated as ras guanine-nucleotide exchange protein-like protein. The record is from RefSeq and is a predicted model, not a curated record. Gene Ontology annotation, biological process: Ras protein signal transduction; positive regulation of GTPase activity. Gene Ontology annotation, molecular function: protein binding; guanyl-nucleotide exchange factor activity. The coding region runs from base 220 to 3972 and encodes 1250 amino acids. The transcript has 2 exons. Gene Ontology annotation, cellular component: plasma membrane. Lineage: Eukaryota; Fungi; Ascomycota; Dothideomycetes; Pleosporales.
GUCGACAACACCAAGUUGUCCCUCAGCACACUUUCAACUACUACUUCGUUAGACCCGGUUGCCGUGCCGCCAUCUACUCGACGGCUUCGCUCAUUUGACGACCUCAUGUUCGAGUGGCGCCCUAUAGUAGCCGUGCUGCAAUACUAGCGCACCGCCGAAAUCAACCAGCAACAUCAACUUCUCCUAUUCCAUUUUCACUUGGUUCCCUUUCCAUUCGCAAUGGCAGAAUUUCAGCGAGAUCAUGAAGAGGUGGACAAGCACUCCAGUGCACUGGUGGCACCUCUGAACAUUCAAAAAUCCCCCAAAAGGUCCCGGAGUCGAGAGCGUGGCCACAGCCGACAGUCGUCUUCGAGAGGAGCGCUUUCCAUUAAAUCACAAUCGCAUUCGCAAUCUCACCCUUCACCACCCCUGACACCGCGAACAUCUCGGGAGUCGAUGCCAGAGGAACCGCCAGCACAACCCGUUUUCCAUAAUUAUCUGCGAGCGUUCUAUCAUUUCCAUCCCAGUUCAACCGUGUCCUCUUCUACGGACGAAUCCUCCAUCACUGUGCCCAUCAACCAAGGCGACGUCAUUCUGGUGCAUUCAGUACAUCCUAAUGGAUGGGCCGAUGGCACGCUCCUGGCCUCUGGAGCACGUGGCUGGUUGCCCACGAAUUAUUGCGAGGCAUAUGACCAUCCUACCAUCCGUAACCUCCUCAAUGCAUUGACGCAUCUUUGGGAUCUUGUCCGUGACGGCGAAAACGGCGACCUGGCCGUGUUCACAAGACAGGAUUAUGUAAGGGGCAUGAUUGCAGGCGUGCGAUUCUUUCUUGAACAUACGCAGUGCUUGACAAGGGAUUCAUCCCUCAUCGUUGCCCACGUCGGCCUACGGCGAAUGCGCAAAGGUCUUCUGGGAGAUCUCUCAUCGCUGGUGAAGACUGCCAAGAAGCUGCAGGAACUCCUGCAGACAAACGAGCCCCCAGGGCCGGCUUUCGACCAUCUGGACGAGCUCGUGCUCAAGUCAUUUAAACUGGUGACGAGAGCGGUGCGCUUCCUGGAUAUAUGGGCACAAGAUGCCGUGUCCCUGUCGUUCGAUCUGAACGAAACAAGUAAUAACAGGCCCCCAACCCCGCCAUCUGACUCCGUUGAUCACUCUGUGGAACCUCCAGCAACGUCAGAGAGCAACGGUGAGGGGGAGACCCCCGCGAGUGAGGACACGUCCGUUGUUACACAAGCCACAGGAGGAAUGCAGGAGGAGUCGGACAAUGUGGCGAACCAGCCACCACGUUGCCUUAAUCGCUUGUCCGUUGCCUUUUCGAUUCCAUCAGAUGCCGAUUCUCUCCAAUCACCGCUUUUCCCUCCUCAGCCCCAAUCCCAAACGAAGCGACUAUCUGUCACCCACCGCCUGUCGUACACCGGGAAGUCGCAGGGACCGCGAAAACAGAACCUGGCCUCGGAGCGGCUGAACGCUGCACACGACUCUUUUCUUGGUUUCAUCGGCUCCUUUAUUGGGUUGCACCUGCAAUCGCGCUCCUCGAACGAACUUACCCUUACCACCCAACAAUCUGUCAUCGCUUGCCGACAACUCCUCGCCGUAGUCGACGAAGUAUGGGAACGCGAUUCACGACAAUCCGCACAGCUGGAGCAAGCAAGGGACACGAUGUAUGCUCGUCUCACCGAAUUAGUUCACGCGACCAAAGAAAUGUUCAACGACUCGGAGUCUGCUCUCGGGGACGAUGUCAUCUUACCAGAUUCCGGGAAGCAACUGGUUGCAGCCGCAACCAGUUGCGUUCGUUCCGCGGGCGACUGCGUGACGAAAUCCAGAUUUGUUAUCGAGAAAAUAGGAGAUUUCGAGUUCGAAAACGUUGGUCUAGGUCUCUCGGAAAAUGUCUUCGAGCAGAUCAGCCAGACGGUUCACCAAGAGGUGGAACAGGAACAUGCACAGGAACAGACUCAAGAGUCUGAACAGCCUGACGACCUAGAAUCUACAAAACAACCAGAGCAAGCGCCCAUGGAAAUCGAUAAACCACUACCCGCCCCGCCUACAUCUACCCGUCAACUCCCACCACCACUUGUCAUAUCAGAGUCCAAACCUCUCCCAGAAGUACCGCAGCCUUCACCUUUGGAGACUAACGCGGUCUCCCUCCAGCCCGUCCAGCAGACCAUCGUGGAAAGCCCAGUUGCGACAUCAUUCAGAUCAUCGCGAUCAUCUCUACCACCUCUCAACCACCUGCCAACACCUCAUCUACCACAACCUAGCCCAUCAGAGUCUUCUCAAAGCCCAGCGAGCGCUACCCAGCGCUUCUUUGGCAAAGCAGGUCGAGCAGAUAGCGUCAAUGUUUCAGUCGCCGAUACCAGUAGCACCUACCGGUACAGUAUGCGAGGUGACACUGGUAGUGUAGUCUCGCAGUCCUCGACUCGAGCAACAACACCCGAACAUUCCCCCUCCAAGCAACCAAGCUCCCAGACUUUGGUGAGUAGCUUCGGUAGUGCGUCAGAGCUCCGAUCUCUAGCCAGCGAGGACGUCACUGCUGUUGAGGAGCAUUUGCUCGAAACCACCUAUGCUCAUGAACUGGUCUAUAACAAGGAAGGCCAGAUCUCUGGUGGGUCACUUCCAGCUCUCAUAGAGCAGCUUACUACACACGAAGCAACUCCAGACGCAGUGUUCGUCACUGCUUUCUAUUUGACAUUCCGACUGUUCACAACACCGUUGGAGUUGGCACAAUGUCUCAUCUCACGCUUUGACUACAUCGGCGACAGUGAAGCCGUCGGCGUUCCGGUUCGACUACGCGUGUAUAAUGUCUUCAAGGGAUGGCUUGAAAGCCACUGGAUCCCAGAGAGUGACAAUGCCGCUCUUGGUGUAAUACUUUCUUUUGCUACUGGAAAGCUCCGAUUAGCUCUGCCUCCUGCGGGAAAACGGCUUGCAGAGUUAACUUCUAAAGUGACAGAGAUCCGUGUCGGAGCUCUGGUUCCUCGCCUUGCAUCGUCACUGGGAAAGACAGGCGCAGCUAACGCCGUGUUUACGCCAUCGGAUAGCAAUGUUCCCAAUCCUAUCAUGACUCGAGGCCAACUGAGUGCAUUACGUAGCUACAAGGAAGGCAAGACACAGUGUAGUAUACUCGAUUUCGACCCUCUCGAACUCGCAAGGCAGUUCACGCUCAUCGAGUCGAAACUUUUCUGUGCAAUUCAGCCUGAUGAGCUGUUGGCAUCCGAGUGGACGAAGAAGAAGAGCUCGAAAGCCGUGAACGUUCGCGCAAUGUCCACACUAUCGACCGAUCUUGCCAAUCUUGUCGCCGACACCAUUCUACAUCUCGAGGAUGCGAAGAAGCGAGCUAUCAUUAUCAAGCAGUGGGUCAAGAUCGCCGUCAAGUGCCUGGAACUAAAUAACUAUGAUUCUCUCAUGGCGAUCAUCUGUUCAUUGAAUUCCUCAAUGGUCUUGCGUCUUAAGAAAACCUGGGAAUUGGUUUCAGCUAAGACGAAAGCUCGUCUCGAAGAACUGAAGACGAUUACUGAUGUCGGCCGCAACUAUGCGGUCCUCCGCCAGCGUCUACAAAAUCACAUUGCUCCUUGCAUACCAUUUGUAGGCAUCUAUCUCACAGAUCUUACCUUUGUCGAUGUAGGAAAUGGCACCACUCGCCAGCUUCCCGGCGAGACCGGGCAAGAUGGUGUAUCCGUCAUCAAUUUCGACAAGCACAUGAAGACUGCGAAGAUCAUUGGCCAAUUACAGUCAUUCCAGGUGCCAUAUCGAUUGGCUGUGGUCCCGGAGAUGCAGGAGUGGAUUGAGACGCAGAUUGAACGGAUGCACUCUAGCGAUGAGGCCAAUGUUCAAAGCUACUACCGCCGUUCACUUUUCCUUGAACCCCGCGAGCCUCCACAGCCGAAAGCCUCAUCGCCGGUCGAGACUACUGCCCUAAGCACAUUUUCAGUCGAUAACAAGACAAACUCGAAAGACCGAUUCGAGUUCUUAAACUUUCAUUUCACUACCAACAAUUAACAACACCAACAACAAUAACACCCCCAAAGACACAUAGAUUUGAUCAUCAGCCUCGAGGCGCUCGAUUUUGGAUUUUCCCCAAGAGGGAUACGGGAUUCGGCAUUGUGCAUAGUGCCUUUCGCUCCUCAACUUUCGUCACGGUCUUUUAACGAAUUUCCUUUUGUUUGCCUGUCUUUGCUUUCUUUACUGUUUUCGAGAUACCACUCCAGCGAUUUUCUUUUUCUGAAAUAGGGACACGGGGGAAGAGGAUUCUGCAUCAUUGGCCUUUUUCAUUAUGGGCCAGGGGCAUCUAGCAUCGGAGUUCGACAUUGGAUUGAGAACCUAAGUGUCGGGGAGGUCGGGAAGGGGUUUCAUAUCUCAUUUAUCUGGGUGGAAGAAGCCAUCCACAUUAUUGGAUGGGAGAA